Messenger RNA from Acanthocheilonema viteae, 2541 nucleotides. The record is from the annotation of a GenBank genome assembly. Lineage: Eukaryota; Metazoa; Nematoda; Chromadorea; Rhabditida; Onchocercidae.
AUGCAGUUAACGAAUCCAGUAUGGAUUCAUCACUCAGGUGGUGCAAUUUACUCGGUGGAUAUUCAUCCGGAUGGUACAAAAAUAGCAACAUGCGGACAAGGUGGUGAAGGUGGUUCAGGUCUUGUGAUUAUCUGGAAUGUGAAACCAGUAAUUAACGAGAAAGCUAGUCAGGAGACAUCGUGCAGUCGAUUACUCUCUCGAAUUCUACACCAAAAUUGUGUUAAUUGUGUUCGUUGGUCUCCGGACGGGACAUAUCUUGGAUGUGCUGGUGAUCAACAAUCAUUGACACUAUGGGAAUUUGGUGGUCGAGUUUUCAGUGCUGGAACCAUUGGUUCUAAGGAUUCUGUUAAUGUCGAAAAAUAUCGGGAAAAGUACCGAUUGUAUGGACAUUCUUUAGAUGUAUUACAUCUUGAAUGGUCCAAAGAUGGACACUAUCUUGCAUCUUGUGGAAUGGAUCAUGCUGUGAUCAUUUGGGAUGCUCAUAACUUACCGAACAAAGUGGUAUCGUUAACAGUCGAACGAGGUGGACACCGAGGUAUCGUGAAAGGAGUAAGCUGGGACCCAAUAGGAAAAUUUCUCGCUUCGCAAUCGGCUGACAGGUCUGUGAGAAUUUGGACAACUGACAAUUGGCAGUGCAUUAAAGUAGUCAUGGAUCCUUUUAUUGAGAGUAGCCAGUCAACUAUGUUUUGUCGAUUGGACUGGUCACCUGAUGGUACCUACCUAAUAGCGCCAUGUGCGAGUAAUAACUCAGGGCCAACUGCUCACUUGAUACGGCGAAAGGAUUGGGAUACUACGCUGGAUUUAGUUGGUCAUCGAAAAGCUGUAACAGUGGUUCGGGCAUGUCCUCGUAUGAUUGAAUAUCAGAACUAUAAGGGCAAUCAAAUUCAAGUAAGCUGUAUAGCAAUGGGCAGUCGUGACAAAUCCUUAAGCGUCUGGUUAUUGCCGAAUGUAGAUCGACCUUUAGUUGUCUUAUAUAAACUGUUUAAACAUUCCAUACUUGAUUUUUCCUGGAAUGAUUAUCAUCUAACAAUUUGCUCGAUGGAUGGAACAGUAAAAUCAAUCGUGUUUGAUGCAAAAGAAUUAGGGCGGUUACUUACUUCUUCUGAAAUGGGUGAUCUGUGUGAACGAAUGUAUAGCCGUCGGCCAUUGCAAUAUUCUUCUGGUCAAUUAAAUAAUGGACAUCAGUUGUUGUCUCCCAAGGAUUCUAACCGAAUGUUUAUUGAUGAUCUGAAAAAGCUUCAAAACGAAAAGCAAGAGCCAAAACAAUCGAAACUUCACGACGGUGGUUCCUUUACUUCUUCGCAAAUGAAAGAAGUUCCUAGUAAUCAAGCCACAAUCAGUACUUGUGAUGCAGAAAAGAUGCCCGUUUCAUCGGAAUUACCGAAGAAGCAAACCGAACUCCGAACCAAAUCAGGGAAAAGAAGAAUACAGCCUGCUUUUAUUGCCUCUGUUACAGUCCCUGAAGCUGAAGUCACUGCAGCACCUACUUCCAUGGAAGAACCAGCACCAAGCAGUUAUCAGCCAUCACAGGCUUCAUCUGUGCAUCUUUUGGCAUCCCCAUCCAAAAGUAGUGGGCGAAUUUUGGUAAGUAGCAUUGAAAAGGUAGAAGCGACGCCAAAGAUUGAUGAGCCAAUGGACAUAUAUUCUCAGACAUCCAAAACCGAACAGGUUCUACCUCAGUUAGCAUCGAAGCCGCUAUUGCGUCCUGCUCCUUUUCCGGAAUCAUUAACAGCUAUGUUGAAUGAUAAUUGUUCUAUUACCUUUCCUAUCCCUCAGCAGCGCCGAUCAUUAUCGAUAUCCGUCCCUUCGACUGAAAUGUGUUCAGUAAAUAAGAUUGAUGUAUUGAAUGAGUAUGAAGUAGCGGCAACUGUAAAAUUGACGAAAUUAUGUGGCAUGAAGGAUACAACAGUACUAUGGACAGCUCAUUUGGAUCCGGUUGUGUGUUCCGUUGCAGCUAAUAGUUACUGGUUUGUAGCUGGUUGCUACGAUGGCAGUAUCCAUAUUUAUUCAACACCAUCCGGUCGAUUACAUACAUUCUUUACUAUCGAUUCAUUACCUUUCAUAAUUCAAGUGCAUCGAAACUACCUUUCUCUUUGCUCGUCUCAGGGAUUGGUCUAUUCUUGGCAAUUGCUGUUUGAUGAAAAAAGCAUCCUGCCUAGAUUAAGUAUUCCAUCAGUGAAUGCUUCGGCUAGUGCUUUACUUGGUCCUAUAAAAAGCAGCCCAAUUCAUGUGAACAGUGAUGUCCAGAUCAGUGCUACACAUUCAUUCUUAGAAGAAAGGCUUUGCAGUGCACUUUCAUUAAGACUUCGCAAUGAUUUUCGUCACUACCUCAAUUUAUACGUACGAUCUCUUCUUCAACAUGGAUGUACUGCAAAGUUAAAUGAAAUUCUUUCGACAUAUUUUACCGCCGUUUCAAUCUGUGGAUUAAAAUGCGAUGUACUAUUGCGCGAAAUAUUGGAAUUGGCAAAAAAGAGCGAAGGAUGCAAUGAAUUCAUUCGCGAUAUUACUUUACGCCUUGAAUCGCUUAUUUCUCAUCAAUAA